UUAGGCUAGUGGAGUAAUGAGAGUUAGCAGUUUUUGUACUAGGAACAUCCACUGAGGGAACCACUUCAUUGCUGCCAUCAUGGUUGUAGAGCAUUUGCACUGUGCAACCUGCUACAAGGUAUCCCGUUGUAACAAAAGGCCAGAGGAGAACAUUAGCUGUGUUAUAGUGAACUGUGAUCAGGAAUGUGGUGCCAGGUUUCAUGCCUGCAAAAAAGACGAGCACUUCCUUUUAUGUCCAGACGAGCGAGUGCCAUGCAUCAAUGCUGUGAAUGGUUGCACGUGGGUGCUACCCCGCUCCAAGCUUGGCUCUCACCUACAGAGGUGUCCGGCUAGUGUCGUUUACUGCACGAUGGAGUGGAAUCGAUGGCCUGUGUUCACUCAGGAGAGACAUAAGAAUGGAAACUUGCAGCAUAAGAACCCUUACGCACGAGUUGGACAGUUAGACGUCGAGUUGGCUAUGAGAGAUCAGCGGAUGCUGAACACGUCAAUGAAGGUCAACGCUAAAACAAAGCGUGUGCUCAGGAACAAUCUGACUCGUCGCUUCCCAGCCAUGCCGAUGCUGCAGCACCGGACUGUUUCUCUAGACUCCGACGCUGCUGACGACACCUCCACUGCGAGAACAACGUCCGACGAUGAGAUGGACACGCCGUGGGGGUCACGUCAGGCGCCUCCCGGCCUUUCAAGUAGUGUCUGUGGCCAGCUAGUCAAGGCAGCUGACCAAACAUCGCAGCAUUUGGAUGCAGCAUUGAACAUGCUUGAGUACAGUAGCACUAAGGCAGGAGACAGCACAGAGGACCCGGCUUCAGCCUUGAAGCGUAAGGGUAUGCUGAACCUCGACGCACUUGCAAGGGGUGAAUACAUCGUUUAUGACGCACCUGCGAGUUCAGGAAACGCGAUGAAUGAGUAUUUGGAUGAUUGCCAAAUGGUCGAUGAAAACAGACAAGAUUUGGUGGAUGGUGCUGCGAAUGCUGACAGAAUGAAGGGUGCUUGUCAAUCUAUUAUUGCCCAGGUGUCACAGAUAGUUGAUCAUAUUUGCAAUGGACAUGCACAGAACAAUGAUAGCAGUCCAGCUGACUCAGAAGUUAUAAAAACAAAUGGACAAAGUCACAGGACUACAUUUUUAGAUGACAAUGGCAACAGCACUAAGGUAGGCAAUGAUAAUGGAACGACAUUAGACAGCCAUGCAGCAGUGCACAGUGUUCUGCCAACAAUGGAGGCUUUAAAAACUGCUAUCAAAGUGAGAGUCAAUGACACACAUAAGCCGAUCGACCCUGUCACUGGCAUAGAGGUCACACAUGCACCAAUCAUAGAUCCAGUGACAGGGUUAGAUCUGGAAUCAGCUGUUGUUCCAAAAGUGAGGAGUCCAUGCUUUACUGCCUCAUUGAUGAUACGUGAAGAACUGAAGAAAGAGUUGCAAGAGAUUAAGCAAACACUGGGGAAUACACUUUCUACACCCCAGCACAUUGAAAUAGUUGGAGGUGUUGAAGUGUCAUGCUCUGCGAAAGAGAGAAGUCCAUGUUUUAAGGCUUCCUUUGGGGGAUUGCACCAGCAACAAGGUGAGCAGGAGAUUAAUAAUGAGACUGUAAACAACGGUAAUUGCCUAGAACUUGAAAAUAUAGAAAUGACCCAAAGUGAAGAAGAGCUGAGCGAAGAGCCAGAUACACAAGAGAAUGGUGGUGGCAAAUCAAGUGAAUGUGCAGCAAGUCAACAGCUCAGUAAAAUUUCGACCUUACCUAGUACAGCAGUAGCAAUUUCCACUGAUCAGCUGGAUGCUAAUACUACACUGGUUAAAAAUUGUGAGGAAAGGGUUUUGUUAAAGAAUGAAAUUUCCAUCUCUAGUUGUUUGUGGGACCAAAGUAAUUCACAAUCUUCAGGCAAUAAUGGCAGCUGGGUUUGUAACGAUACUGAUAAAAAUGUUGAAUACAUAUCAUCAAUGUUAGGUAUAAUGGAUUUGCGAAGUGCUCUGACAACAGCAACUGUGAAUGAUCGAAGUGCCUUACGCAUGUCAGGUGAUGCUGCUGUUUCAGGUCAGGCAAUAUGUGACAGCUAUAUUCCUUGUAAAGCUAGCGGUGCCAUUGAGAGUGUCAAUCCACAAGCUAAAGAUAUCCCUGUAAAUCAGGCCAACACAACGAAUGAUGCUCAGUCCACUUCAUACACAUAUCAUGUUUCUGCAAAUCAAGUGUCUAGUACUGAUCAUUGUGAUAGAUACUCACCUCUCACUGUUCCUGAGAACGUUUUAUCUGAUGUGCAGAAUACCACCGAGCAGCCUAGUUGCUAUCAUGUUCAAUCGCAUGGUGAACUGCAGGCCCAGCACCUCAUUUUCCCAUUAAAAAGUGCAGCUCCACCACCUCCACCUCCUCCUCCUCCACCACCACCACCACCUCCGGCACCACCGCCCCCUCCCUCAUGUGGUGUACCUUUAAUGACAAAACGAACACUGGGCCUGGACCUGACAAUGGAAUUCAUCACGCGUUAUCAGUCGAAGCCGAAAGCGAUGUACACGUUCAUGUGUGCUCAGUCGUUCCGGCGGGAUGAGUACAGCUGGCACUACAAGAACGUGCACAGCGACAUUCACGGUGGCCUGAACGGCUGGCUGGAGCAGCGCUGCCCGCUCUCCUGCUAUGGCUGUAUGCACUCCGUGCGCCGCAUGUACCCGUGCGUGCCAGGUGCCGAAGUUGUCCACAACGACGUCAUCGAAAGUUUUGGAUGGAAGCCAGUCGUGCACACUGUGAACCAGCUGAUGGGGAGGCUGAAGAAAUCGCCGAGCCCGCCUCGAAAGCGCUCGCCCUCGCCCGUGAAAGCCGCGCUUGCCUACCCGGUGAUACCAGAGGAAGUGGUGUGCGUGUAUGAUAUCAGUCCGAUUGAUGCGUUGUCGUCGCUGCCAUUUGAACUGCUCCGUCACAUUAGUCGGUUUCUUGAUGGCUUCAGCCUUUGCAACCUGGCUCUGGCUAGCCAGCUGCUGAGGGACGUGUGCUGCUCUCUUCUGGACGAAAAGGGUAUCGUAGUUUUGGAAUGGGAGCGACGGAAGUAUGGCACCAACUACACCUGGCAGGUCGCUUACAAGAGAUGGUUCUUUAGCACGGCAUUUUCUCCCAUCACCCAAUGGGGCUUCGUUGACAACACAGGUAUGGACUUGCACAUGAAGACCUGUCCAUUCUAUGAGACCAUUCGGAGAACUGAGCCCUUCUGCUAUCCAGCUGAGCAGAAAAGCAUCAAAAUGGCACAGACACGUCGAGGGGACCUUCUCGCACUACAGCUAGACAAGGCAGCUUUAUAGACUAGUACUUAAGUUCAUGCUGUUCAUCAUUUGUCGAACUCUAAAUUCAGCUGGUAUAACAUUAUUGUGACACUCUUUAUUGUGAGUAGGGACUGAAACAGCCAAGUAGUUCGUUGUAAUUCAAGUGUAGUUUAGUUCAUUUACUAAUGUACUAAACAGCUGUUUCUUGAAAGUUUAUAUAAUUAUAUAUAUACAGUGAUCUCUCUGUACAGCCAUCUUUAAACCAUGUGCCCAUGCAUAAUGUAAUUUUGGUCGCUUUCAGUUUUCUAAACCCAUGGUACUGCUGUGACAUUUUGAGUUUUUGUUAAGCAACUGCAUGGUAAAAUUUGUAUGUCUGCAGCCAUGAUCUCAUCAUUAGCAGUUUACGGACACACCACCGAAAUGCAUGCAUUCAAUUCUGUGGCUGCAGUCAGAUUGCUUCAUAAAAUCUGUUAUCACAGAGAGAGUCGCCCAUGCAUUCUAGCAAGGUGCGAGCAUUGUAGUAUUUGAGCGGUAAGAUGUCCAUGAUGCAUUAUGAAAAGUCAUUUAAUUUCAUAAAAGGCCAUAGGCAUAGUUCGCAUUCUGUUUAUUUAAUUAAGUCAGUACACGAAAUGUUAUGCUGAAAGGAGGCUGUGCGUUUUGGAUUUAGUGAGUGAUGCAUGCAUGCAUUACAUCAAGAGCGUAUAAAGAGGGAGAGCGUACAACGGUGAAAUGCUGAA
Priapulus caudatus is the source of this 3975-nucleotide messenger RNA. Its product is annotated as F-box only protein 30-like. Gene Ontology annotation, molecular function: ubiquitin protein ligase activity; protein binding; zinc ion binding. NCBI's taxonomy places the organism in Eukaryota, Metazoa, Priapulida, Priapulimorpha, Priapulimorphida, Priapulidae. The coding region runs from base 80 to 3277 and encodes 1065 amino acids. The record is from RefSeq and is a predicted model, not a curated record. The transcript is spliced from 3 exons.